AUGACGGAGAACAAAGGGGCAGACUCUUCUCCCAAUCAGCCUAAUGGACUGGGAACGAGCUGCUGGCUGAGCUGGAUGGGCAGCGACAGGCAGAAGGCCCCCAGGGAGAGGCCUGAGCUGCUGCUCUGGAUUCUGCUCUGGAUCCCUCUCCAGCCUCGCUCCCUCCACGCGGUGUCGGCCGUCAACCUCCGGCGCUUCGUCGGCUGCGCGGUGAGAGAGUUCACCUUCCUGGCCAAGAAGCCCGGCUGCAGGGGCAUGCACAUCACCACGGACGCCUGCUGGGGGCGCUGUGAGACCUGGGAGAAGCCCGUUGUGGACGCUCCCUACAUCGAGUCCCAUCAGCGCGUGUGCACGUACAACGAGACCCGGCUGGUCACCGUGAAGCUGCCGAGCUGCCAGGCCCACGUGGACCCGUCCUACACCUACCCCGUGGCCCUGAGGUGCCACUGUGGAGUGUGUGUGACCAGCACCACCGAGUGUGUCACCUUCGUCUGA
Molecule: messenger RNA, 495 nt
Organism: Pleuronectes platessa (European plaice)
Lineage: Eukaryota; Metazoa; Chordata; Actinopteri; Pleuronectiformes; Pleuronectidae
Gene: gphb5
Product: glycoprotein hormone subunit beta 5
Exons: 3
Coding region: 1-495 (164 amino acids)
Biological process (GO): G protein-coupled receptor signaling pathway; regulation of thyroid hormone receptor signaling pathway
Cellular component (GO): extracellular region; cytoplasm
Molecular function (GO): hormone activity
Source: RefSeq, a predicted model, not a curated record